Molecule: messenger RNA, 966 nt
Organism: Cladophialophora psammophila CBS 110553
Lineage: Eukaryota; Fungi; Ascomycota; Eurotiomycetes; Chaetothyriales; Herpotrichiellaceae
Exons: 4
Coding region: 1-966 (321 amino acids)
Source: RefSeq, a predicted model, not a curated record
AUGAUUACAGUUGCUAUAGCCGGUGCCACCGGUGGCGUUGGCCGCACCAUACUGGACCACCUUGAACUUAGCAGCAACAAAUUCAAGGUCGUUGUCCUGAGCCGGAAGCCCCCAGAAGAAGCUGCGGGAUUAUCUGUGGCUGGCACAAAGUACAUUCACGUCGACUACGGCGAUGUAGAUGUACUUGCCAAGCUGCUGGGCGAGCUAGAUGUUCACACCGUUAUUUCGACGAUUGGCAUUAGCUCUGCUGAGACGAGCCGGGCUCAAUGCAACCUGAUCAAAGCUGCCGACAAGUCCAGCGCGACAAAACGCCUAAUACCCAGUGAAUACUGGGCGAAAACGGUUCCUGAGCUCUUGCCUCUGGAUCCCACCGUGCAGUGGUGGCUAGAUGCGGCCUCACUGCUCCAGUCCAGCUCCCUACAUUAUACGAGAAUAGUUUGCGGCUGGUUUAUGGACUAUUGGGGAAUGCCCAUUGUCAAGUCUCACCUAUCGGACUUCUCAUGGGGCGUAGACCUCUUUAAUCGCAGAGCGGCCAUACCAGGAGACGGUAAAAACAUUUUAAGUCUGACCCUUAUUGGUGAUGUUGCUCGAGCUGUGCUGCUACUGCUAGAGGCGGAAGAAUGGCCGGAGUGGACAUUCGCAGUCGGAGACAACGUCAGCUUCAAUGAGUUCCUGGGCAUCGCCGAAAGACUUGCAGGGUCCAAGUUCGAGCUCACCUAUGACAGUCUCCAGGAGCUGGAGAAUGGCAAGGUGACGUUGCUACCGAAGCCAGGCUCCACGGCGUGGGAGGCGUCGGCUUCGGAGACACAAGACAGAAAGGAUAUGCUGACUCUGUACGGCAAAUUUUACACCUCGGCCGUGCUGGAUCUUUCGCAAGAGUCGCCACAAUUAUCGGCAGUGUUUCCGGACUGGAACCCCAAAAAGCUGGAGAGUUUCCUCGCAGAAGUCUGGCAGGGAAGACCAUAA